AUGGGAGCCGUACACGUCCUUGACGACUAUUAUCUCGCCAUCACAUUCCUCAUCACUGUUGCUUACCAGCUUUUCUUCUUUGCCAUCGCCUUCUGGUUCAAGUUCGACAAGGUCACCGACUUUGCCGGCGGUACCAACUUCAUUCUUCUUGCUAUCCUCACGCUUUCGUUUAGCGACAACCGCGGCGAUGCGCGCAACAUUGUAGCGUCGCUUUUUAUCAUGCUAUGGGCUGCAAGACUCAGCGGUUUCCUUUUGUUCAGGAUCUUGAAGAGUGGAAAAGAUGAUCGCUUUGACGACAAGAGGGACAAAUUCUGGUCUUUUCUCGGAUUCUGGGUAUUUCAAAUGUUCUGGGUUUGGACAGUGUCACUACCAGUCACCAUCCUGAACUCGCCCAAGGUCACUCGAUUCAAUCAGCCGGAGUUUGGAACGGGUCGAGACAUCGCGGGCAUCAUCCUCUGGUCUAUCGGUUUCAUUAUGGAGAGCGUCUCAGAUGUUCAAAAGUACAGAUUCCGUACUGCUCAUGGUAGCGACGGCAUCUUCAUGAUUGCUGUAUCUCCCGCAGCAUACAACUACGUUUCGGGCGGCGCGUAUGACGCGCUGUACGCGUCUAUCCUUGGACCCUUCUUUUUGACUUUACUGCUCAUGUUUGUGUCUGGCCUGACAUUGCAAGAACGUCCCGGUGCAAAGAAGAGGUAUGAGAAAGGCACUCAAUGGCCCGAGUAUGAGCGAUACCUCCACCGAACGAGCAUUCUUAUCCCUUUUCCGCCCCAAAUAUACGCCAGGUUGCCGGUCAUUCUUAAGAGAACUAUCUUCCUGGAGUUUCCAAUCUACGUCUUCGACCCUGCGAAGCAUGCGGAUCAAGGUAAGGGGUGGCAACAGCUCAAGGGCGACACAACCAGCAAUCUUCGUGCGUCCCAUUCCUCGCCAAAGCUUCCACAGUCCUCGCAUCUGAGCCGUGUCCUUGUCGGCGAUGACAUUAAAAUGACUACGACACCAAUUCACUCGACAGGCCGCGGAGGUGCCGGCAACAUUGGCCCUGACAUCACCGUCUACACUGACGGAGGCCUCGUUCGCGAAGGCGUCCAAGGCGAGUCUCUCGAUGGCGAUUUCUCCACUGGCCGUGGGGGAGCUGGCAACAUUGGAAAGUCGCCUCGCGUUGGGCCGCAGUCUGACGAAGGCCGUCGGUCGGUAGACAUGGUCCCCGAGAUCAACCAGCGCAACGCACAGGACGAGUUCCACACUGGCCGAGGUGGCGCCGGAAACGUCUAUAAGGAGAAGCACGGCGGCCACAGCUCCUCACCCGACCGCAAGGAUAUGAUACCCGAGUCGAGCGACUCUGAUAGAGGAAUGGUAGUGGCACGAGCCAUCACAAUGGCCUCCAACGAACCCGACGCCGAAGCUCUCAUACACUCUGAUGAUCCAAGCCACCCCGCGAACCACAUUUGCACGCUCUGCGCAAAGUUCUACAACUUGGGCUGGGUGACAGGCACUGGCGGAGGAACGAGCAUACGCCAUGAAGACAAGAUCUACAUUGCGCCCAGUGGCGUGCAGAAAGAGCUCAUGAAGCCCACCGACAUGUUCGUCAUGGACUUCAACAGCAAAGAAUACUUGAGAAGACCACAGGUCCUCAAACCAUCAGCGUGUACCCCCCUCUUCAUGGCUGCCUUUGAACGCGGCGCCGGCUGCUGCAUCCACACCCACUCGCAAUGGGCCGUCCUCGUCACCCUCCUCGUCGAGCGCGACUUUGGAAAAGACGCAUGCUUUGAGAUUGAGGAGAUUGAACAGAUCAAGGGCAUACCAAAAGGCCGGGGGAAGCAGGGCAACCUGGGCUACUACGAUCGUCUGCGCAUACCCAUCAUCGAGAACACGGCGCAUGAAGAGGAUCUGAGGGAGAGUUUAGAGGAGGCCAUGGAGAAGUAUCCGGAUUCGUAUGCGAUUCUUGUGAGGAGACAUGGGAUUUAUGUGUGGGGGGACAAUGUGCACAAGGCCAAGACGCAGUGCGAGAGUAUCGAUUAUAUCCUGCAGCUGGCGGUGGAGAUGAAGAAGCUGGGUCUGCCUUGGACCAAGGGUUAG
Molecule: messenger RNA, 2073 nt
Organism: Alternaria burnsii
Lineage: Eukaryota; Fungi; Ascomycota; Dothideomycetes; Pleosporales; Pleosporaceae
Product: duf-domain-containing protein
Exons: 11
Coding region: 1-2073 (690 amino acids)
Cellular component (GO): cytoplasm
Molecular function (GO): metal ion binding; methylthioribulose 1-phosphate dehydratase activity
Source: RefSeq, a predicted model, not a curated record